Melospiza georgiana is the source of this 744-nucleotide messenger RNA. Its product is annotated as class II histocompatibility antigen, B-L beta chain-like. The transcript has 4 exons. NCBI's taxonomy places the organism in Eukaryota, Metazoa, Chordata, Aves, Passeriformes, Passerellidae. The record is from RefSeq and is a predicted model, not a curated record. Gene Ontology annotation, molecular function: MHC class II protein complex binding. Gene Ontology annotation, biological process: immune response; antigen processing and presentation of exogenous peptide antigen via MHC class II; immunoglobulin production involved in immunoglobulin-mediated immune response. Bases 47 to 679 code for a protein of 210 amino acids. Gene Ontology annotation, cellular component: membrane; MHC class II protein complex.
GCAGCGCGGCUGCUUUGGGGCUGCUGCUCCCUGCCCGGCCCCGGCCAUGGGGCGAGGGGCGGCAGCUGGGGCCCUGCUGGUGGCACUGGUGGUGCUGGGAGCCCCCCCGGCUGCGGGUGGGGAGCUCUCGGGGGUGUUCCAGUUCUGGGCAGUGUCACAGUGUCACUUCAUUAACAGCACGCAGAAGAUGAGGUUCGUGCAGAAGUACAUCUACAACCGGGAGCAGUUCGUGAUGUUCGUCAGCGACGUGAGGCACUACGUGGGGUUCACCCUCUAUGGGGAAGGGUGGGCCAGUGACUGGAACAGCAACCCGGCCACACUGGCGUACGCACGGUCUGUGGUGGACAUGGUCUGUCCGUACAACUACGAGGGUGUUCGCCCGUUCAGCGCCGAGCGCCGAGUGCCCCGCAGCGUGUCCAUCUCGCUGGUGCCCCCCUCGAGCUCCCAGCCCAGCCCUGGCCGCCUGCUCUGCUCCGUGAUGGAUUUCUACCCUGCUGCCAUCCAGGUGAGGUGGUUCCAGGGCCAGCAGGAGCUCUCGGAGCACGUGGUGGCCACCGACGUGGUCCCCAACGGGGACUGGACCUACCAGCUGCUGGUGCUGGUGGAAACACCGCCCCGGCGCGGGCUCAGCUACAGCUGCCAGAGAUGCCGCCGGACGCCGCCCGCAGCAAGAUGCUGACGGGCAUCGGGGGCUUCGUCUUGGGCUUCGUCUUCCUGGCGCUGGGGCUCGGCUUCUCCCUGCGC